Nicrophorus vespilloides is the source of this 1211-nucleotide messenger RNA. RefSeq lists its product as uncharacterized. The record is from RefSeq and is a predicted model, not a curated record. The transcript has 4 exons. Lineage: Eukaryota; Metazoa; Arthropoda; Insecta; Coleoptera; Silphidae. The coding region runs from base 203 to 1072 and encodes 289 amino acids.
UUGGAAAAUUAUUGUUGUUUUAAAUGUGGUUUGGGCGAAGGGAAAAAAAGGAGGAAAUGUUUGGAUAGUUGCAGAUGUCCUCUCUUUGUUCAUACAAAAUGGCCGGUGCGUCUUCUCUUGUUCAUCAUCUGUCAAGAGGCUAAAAGUUUGAUUGAAUUUGCGUUAUUUUCGGGGUUGAGCUCUUCGUGGAGAAAAAAUGUGAAUGCCUGAGAUGGAAGAGAGAUGCUCGAUGAGCGGAUGCGGAAACUCUAGACCCGAACUGCCGCUACAUCCGUUUCCCGCGGACUUUAAGCAAUGCCUACUGUGGAUGCAAAUCUGCGGCAGACUGGAGCACCUGGAGGAUUUCUCCUACCUGGGCAGCAGUCCAUUUGCCAGGAGGAUGAUCUGCUCAAGGCAUUUCACAGAUGCAGAUUAUCUAGAUCCGCACAACAAAUCUAUGGGACUGAAAGACAAAACUGUUCCGUUUGUGAAUGGGGAAACUGUUGGAAAAGUUAAGAGAGAAACAUUCAUGGAGGAUGGUUCCAAUAUUUCUGUGGAACUGCUUAAAGCUGUAGACGAUCAGCUGAUCGCUCUGAAGCGCAAGAAUUUGAGCGAGACCGAGUUCGUGGAGGAGCAGGCCAAGAUUCGACGGCAGAAGAACGCUCUCAGGGCGGCGCUUAAGCGAAAGGCGGAAACGAGCGAGCAAAGAACGGAGCGUAAGCUGAAGGAUAUCAUAAGGUCGGCGAAGAGACGGCAAUCUGAGACGGAGCUGCAGAGGCAGAUCAGACGGUACAACGACGCUGUGAGGGCGGCAUAUAGGAGGAGCAAUGAAACGGAAGACCAGCGUCGCAGGAGACGUAUGGUGGAUAUAAUAAGGGCGGCGAGGAGGCGGCAAUCCGAGACACCCGAGCAGAGGGCGUCCCGUUUGAAGGCUGACAGGGAAAGGGCGGCGCGUCGCAGGCUGCUCAAGAAGAUCACCGAGAGCGGUUCCGAGCUAUCAUCGGACAGUUUCGGCCCCAAUCUCAUCGAGCCCCACAUCAGUCUCAACGAAAACGUCGUCCACCAUUUCGCGAGUAUCGGAGACCAACCGUGAUUGGAGGACUUGCACAAGCAAUUCAUACACAUGUGAUAGACAUUUUUUCCUUUGUGUUCAUAACAAUACAAUAUUUGUAUUUUCUCUUUUUUUUUAUAUUAUAUUAAUAUUACAAAAGACUCGCUUAAUUACUAUACUA